AGGAGGAGAGUCAUAAUGAACAGUUAGAAUGCUUCUUGUCUCGCAUUUUAGCAUAAAAAGUCUAUGUAAGUGGACGUCUUUUCUUGGACUCAAAAUGAAAUUGUUAAUUUUUGUGAAUAUUUGCUUCGCAAUUUCUGUGGCAUUUUGUAAUGAAAGUAAUGAGAAUAAUGUGAAUGUGAUUGAUAAAGUUGAAGCAAGAUCAACAACAGAAUCAUCAUUAUCUGAACAAAACCAUGCAAGUUCAAUGUCACCGACCUCACCGCAACCUACUUUACAGCCGACGAAGAAGAGAAAAAUUUUCUACAUAAAUCAACAGCAAAGUGGAAAAUUCAAUGUACAUUUGGAAUUUAAUGAUGUUAGUCUUGUGGUGAUACCAAAAGCAAAAGAUCCGCAGUUAUCAUUAUUGAAUUUGCUUCUUGAAUCAGCUAAAAAGUCGAACAUUAAGCUGAAUGAGGAGAAAAAGAAAGAAGAAAUUACAAAAGUGAAUGGCCAUAAUGAAGACGAUUAUUCCAAGUAUAAGAUGGAUAAUUAUAUACAUACAUCAACUAUUGAGCCGUCUAUAGAAUCACGAGCUCCAUAUCAUGUGGAUAUAUCAAGUACUUUAGCUAGCACACAACCAAUUCUCAAUAUCCAACCCAAGUCUAGCAAUAAUGCUCAGAUCACAUCAGAUAUAACAAGAAUUCCACUGUUGAAAAUUCUGAAACCAAUUCCAAUUGCAAUUCAGAUGCCGCAAACGAUUAAGAAAAUUGCAAAAAGAUCAAUUGAUACGAGUUUCUUGGGAUAUGACAGCAACGUAUUAGGUGAUACGAACAUUCCAGACGAAAGUGAAGACGAAAGAGACUUGAUUAAUACAAUUGAGAACAGCGACAAUGUUAAUGAGUUAAGUAAUGACCACAUCGAGCAUUACAAAACGGAAUUUACUCUCUUAGGUGCAGCAGAAAAUUGCGGACCAGGUAGAAGUAGAAAUUCUUACCAAGUUUGUGUACCGGUAACUGAGUAAUAUGUCUGUGCUUUUAAUCUUAUAAAAUUUGAUUUUUUAAAAAUAUUUUUUUUUCGGAAGUGGAAGUUUUUAAAUUUGUGUCAUCAUAAAAUGAGAAUUUUCAUUUAUUUUUGAGAUGCACUUGAAAUAAUUUGAUAAAGUUAUGAGGCUUUUCUUGAAUUGUCACUUAUAAUAUUCUCAUGAAUUGCAUUAGUUUUUUUUUAUUAUAAUAAAAGUGCUUAGUGAAAAGUGUUUAAAAUUUAAAACAGAGUUGUCACUAAUUUGCAAAAGAGAUCUGAUAAAAAUAAAUCAAUUUUUUUACCAUGUGUGACAAUUCUGAUUUGAAAGUAUCUAAUUUCUAGAAAUGGAAAAUACCCAAUUGAAAUAAAUUU
Chironomus riparius is the source of this 1371-nucleotide messenger RNA. NCBI's taxonomy places the organism in Eukaryota, Metazoa, Arthropoda, Insecta, Diptera, Chironomidae. The record is from the annotation of a GenBank genome assembly.